CUACAAAAAGUAUAUAUAAAACCCGGCUUAGAGAUAAAGAACGGAAAAAUUGUGCAUCCAAUUGGUCAUCUGAUUUUGACGCAAUGGGAGCAGACCUUGUAAUUCGAGCUGCGUUGUCAGCGGUUCUGGGAGCCCUGCUGAUCACGGAAAGCAAUUCGGAGGCUCUAAAAUACAAGUACGAGAUCAAGGAAUUUCCAGUGCCCCUGGAUCACUUCAGUUUCCUGAGCAACGCCACCUUCAACAUCCGGUAUUUGUACAAUGACACCUUCGUGGACAAGGGCAAUGCCCGCACUCCGAUCUUUUUUUACACGGGAAAUGAGGGGGACAUCGAACUCUUUGCCCAGAAUACCGGAUUCCUGUGGGAACAGGCCGAGAGACAGCGGGCUCUGGUGAUCUUCGCGGAGCACCGGUACUACGGGAAGUCCCUGCCCUUCGGGAGCUCCACUUUCAACACCAGCAUGCCGGAGCACCUGGCCUACUUUACGGUGGAGCAGACCCUGGAGGACUACGCCAUGCUGAUCACUUUUCUGAGGGACGAUCGCGAGAUGCCCGUAGUAGCUUUCGGGGGAUCCUACGGCGGAAUGCUGGCCGCCUGGUUCCGGAUGAAGUAUCCGCAUUUGGUCACGGGAGCCUUGGCCGCCUCGGCUCCCAUUCUGCAAUUUCCGGGGAUUACCGAUUGCGACAUCUUCUCCAGGAUCGUGACUUCGGUCUUCCAAAAUGCCUACAACGGAAACUGCACGGUGAACAUUGGCAAGUCGUGGAAACUCUUUCAGACUCUGGGAGGGAACGACGCCGGUAAGAAGCAGAUUUCGGAUGCAUUCCACCUCUGCACUCCGCUUAAGAGCGAUGAGGAUCUGAAGAAGUUCCUGGACUAUAUUGAGGAAGUCUACAGCAAUCUCGCCAUGGUAAACUACCCGUACAACAGCAGUUUCCUGGCCCCAUUGCCAGCUUAUCCCGUGAGGCAGGUGUGCUUCUACCUCAAGGACCUGCAUACCACCGAUGCGGACUUGCUGCACGCCAUGUCCAGUGCCCUGGCGGUCUACACCAACUACACUGGCUCCUCCAAGUGCCUGGAUAUUUCGGUUAACUCUAAUGCGGAUGACUCCGGAUGGAAUAUUCAGAGCUGCAACCAGAUGGUGAUGCCCUUCUGCUCCAACGCCACCGAAACCAUGUUCCGUACGUCGAGCUGGAACUUUAAGGAGGUCGCCGAGAAGUGCUACAAGAACUACCGCCUCACGCCCAAGCCCUAUGACAUUAUUCUUCGUUAUGGCGGCAGAAACCUGGAGGCUGUGACCAACAUCAUCUUCAGCAACGGCCUUCUGGAUCCCUGGAGCGGUGGCGGUGUGCUGCAGGCCCCUAACGAGAAGGUCUUCGUCAUUAUACUGCCGGAGGGCGCUCAUCACCUGGAUUUGCGCCACAGCGAUCCGGCUGAUCCGCCUUCAGUACGCGAUGCGCGCAACAAGGAGGCAGCCAUCAUAGAGCGGUGGAUCCAAGAUUUCUGAAAUGAGAACAUGUUUUUUAAUCUUUCAAAGCUCAACAGUGGGUUACAUUUUUUGUAGAAGCCUUUAUAAAGCCGAAGUAAUCAAAACUAAAUGAUAUUAUAAAUGUAAGCUUUGGAACAAACUAAAUAUGUUUUAAAAGUUUUAGAAUCUAUAUUUUGUAACACUUUUAAAACUAUAAUAAAUACGUUAUUUUUUAAUCAAGAAA
Molecule: messenger RNA, 1707 nt
Organism: Drosophila biarmipes
Lineage: Eukaryota; Metazoa; Arthropoda; Insecta; Diptera; Drosophilidae
Product: lysosomal Pro-X carboxypeptidase
Exons: 1
Coding region: 84-1502 (472 amino acids)
Biological process (GO): proteolysis
Molecular function (GO): serine-type exopeptidase activity; dipeptidyl-peptidase activity
Source: RefSeq, a predicted model, not a curated record